Molecule: messenger RNA, 1896 nt
Organism: Candida tropicalis MYA-3404
Lineage: Eukaryota; Fungi; Ascomycota; Pichiomycetes; Serinales; Debaryomycetaceae
Gene: GUT1
Product: glycerol kinase
Exons: 1
Coding region: 1-1896 (631 amino acids)
Biological process (GO): glycerol-3-phosphate biosynthetic process; triglyceride metabolic process; glycerol metabolic process
Cellular component (GO): mitochondrion
Molecular function (GO): glycerol kinase activity
Source: RefSeq, a predicted model, not a curated record
AUGCCACGUCGUAGUAGUAAUGCUCCUUCUAUACCAGUGGUCGCAACCAUCGAUAUUGGUACCACUUCAGCAAGAGCAAUCAUUUUCUCAAGAGAAGGUGAAGAAUUAGCUAAGCAUCAAAUUGAAUACUCCACUACUGCUUCAGAAGCACCUGAUUCCUCGUCAAACACUGACCAAUUCAGAAGAAGAUCGUCUUUAAUGAGACAAAAUGAACCUAUUUUCUCGGCUGAAGGUAUUGCUAUCUCCAUCAAUGAUAACGUUAUGAUCGAAAACAACCAUUCCUCGGUUGGUCCGACUUUAAGAUUCCCUCAACCUGGUUGGGUUGAAUGUAUGCCUGUUCAUAUCUUGGCCAAUGCUGUUCAAUGUUUGGUUGCUUGUUUGAUCACAUUGAGAAAAAUUAACCAAAAUCCUAAUUUGAAGCUUAAAUAUAGAGUUAAAGCUAUUGGGAUUGCCAAUAUGAGAGAAACCACUAUUGUUUGGUCCAGAAAAACUGGUAAGCCAUUAAGUGGUGGUAUCACUUGGACUGAUACUAGAACUGCCGAAAUUGUUCAACAUUUAGAAAAAAUGAUUGAUGAAGAUAGAAAAGCUGAAUUGAAAGAAAAAACAGGUUUGCCAUUGUCAACUUAUUUCUCAGCUGCUAAAUUGAGAUGGUUAUUGGAUAAUGAUGAUGUCAUCAGAGAAGAAUAUGAAAAGGGUGACGGUAAUUUAAUGUUUGGUACUGUUGAUACCUGGUUGAUUUACCAUUUAACUAAAGAAAAAACCUACGUUUCUGAUAUCACUAAUGCAUCAAGAACUUAUUUUAUGGAUUUGGAAACUUUAGAUUGGGAUGAUGAAUUAUUAGAUUUCUGGGGUAUUGAUCCAACUAGAAUCAGAUUCCCAAAAAUCGUCUCAUCUUCUGAAUUCUAUGGUGAAUUUGCUGCCCCAAAUUUGUCCAACUUGGGAUUCCAUAAUAAAAUCACCCAAGAAGCAUAUGAUAUUUUGAAAACCAUAACUGGUGUUCCAAUUUGUGGUUGUCUUGGUGAUCAAUCAGCCUCCUUGGUAGGUCAAUUGGCCUUCACUUCUGGUUCUGCUAAAUGUACUUAUGGUACUGGUGCUUUCCUUUUGUACAACACUGGUCCACGUAAGUUGAUUAGUAAACAAGGGGCAUUGACUACUUUUGGUUAUUGGUUCCCAACAUUAGAAGGAAAUGAAGGUAAACCUCAUUAUGCUUUGGAAGGUUCUAUUGCUGUUGCUGGGUCCAUUAUUCAAUGGUUGAGAGAUAACUUGAAAAUGAUUGAUAAUGCCAAGGACAUUGGUCCAUUGGCUUCUCAAGUUGAAAAUUCUGGUGGAGUUGUGUUUAUUCCAGCAUUCUCGGGGUUGUAUGCUCCAUAUUGGGAUAGUGGUUCUCGAGGUACUAUAUUUGGUAUGACUCAAUACACUUCAGCCUCUCAUAUUGCUCGUGCUGCAUUGGAAGGGGUUUGUUUCCAAGUACGUGCCAUUUUAAAAGCUAUGGCUAGUGAUGCUGGUGCGUCUGAAGAUUUCUUGGAAGAAUCAUUAUGUUGUCAAGGUAGUAGCAGACCUUUAUCUUCAUUGGCCACUGAUGGUGGUAUGUCCAAAGCAGACGAAGUCUUACAAAUUCAAGCAGAUAUUUUAGGGCCUUGUGUUACAGUUACUCGUGCAUUAACUCCUGAAUGUACUGCUUUAGGUGCUGCUAUUGCUGCUGGUUUAUCAUUUGAAAAUGAAGAAGAUCGUAUAUGGAAGGAUCUUGACGAUGUGGUUGAAAAAAUCACUGGUGGAGCCAGUGGUAAAACUGGCAACAAGUUUGUUGCUGAAUUACCUGAUGAUACGAGAAGAAAGAAUUGGAAACGUUGGGAAAAGGCAAUCGAAAGAGCCAAGAGCUGGUUAGAUGAUGAGUAA